AUGGCUCCUCCGCCCCAAUUCCAGCGCUCUUCGUCGCCGUCGCAGCCCUCCGGGUAUCUGACGAUGAUUCGAUCUCCAAGCCCCAAUUGUCCCCUCUCGGGCUCACUCUCUGAUCUUUUUUAUGUAUUCCUGGAGCAGGAAAAGCGAGAUCUCCGAUCUGAAGUUGCAGCUCCGGCAGCUGGCAGGGAGCCGAGCGCCGGGGGCCGAUGAUGCGAAAAGAGAACUCUUCAAGAAGGUGAUUUCUCACAUGACUGUUGGGGUAGACGUGUCGUCCCUCUUCAGUGAAAUGGUGAUGUGCUCAGCCACCUCCGACAUCGUGUUGAAGAAGAUGUGCUAUCUGUACGUCGGCAACUACGCCAAGGGGAAUCCAGACCUCGCUCUUCUCACUAUCAACUUCCUUCAGAGGGAUUGUCGCGACGAGGACCCUAUGAUACGUGGUCUCGCCCUGAGGAGUCUCUGCUCACUGCGAGUCACUAACCUCGUGGAGUACCUAGUGGGCCCUCUGGGCUCAGGCCUCAAGGACCCCAACGCGUACGUGAGAACGGUAGCGGCAAUGGGCGUUUUGAAACUUUACCACAUCUCCGCCUCUGCAUGCGUGGACGCUGAUUUCCCAUCCAUGCUCAAGCGCCUCAUGCUCAAUGAUCCGGAUUCCCAGGUAUGAAUGGCUAAUGUCUGAAAAGGUUAAGACCAGGGGAAGUCAAAAUACUCGACAACGUCGUAUAUCACCCUUGCCUUUCAUGUGUCCUCGAUCCUCUUUAUUUCCACCCAUAUGGGUAAUUUUCAUAACACGAAUGCUAUUUGCAGGUCGUUGCAAAUUGCCUGUCCUCGUUACAGGAGAUAUGGAGUGCGGAGGCGAACACGUCCGAGGAAGCUGCCAGGGAGAGAGAAGCUUUGCUUAGCAAACCACUUGUCUAUCAUCUAUUGAAUAGGUGCUAUUCAUUUUUAUGCACUGGAAUUCUCCACCGUAUAAUGAUAUUUAGAUGUCUACAGUUUAGUACCAUAUUGUUUCCCCUCUGGGUUUAUAGUUUGGUUGAACAUUUGCUCCAUACCUUUUUCUACUCCGAAUUUAUUAUUGAAUAUUUUCAUUUUUUUCUUUUUGAAUCACAAUCAGAUGAAAACUUUUUGAAUUCUCAGAAUCUAUAUUUUAGGCACAUAAAACCCUUUAUGCUUAUUUUUUCCCAUUAAGGUUUCUGUUGGUCAAAAUUGAGUUUCCAGAGACAUACAAAACAAGUGCGGAUCCUCCAUUUCCUUGAACUUUUUCUGUCAGCAUUACGUUGAAGGCGAUGUAGAAACAAUCAAUUCUCGUUUCUUUUUAGGAAGCUUAGUGGCAAGACUUCAAGCAUGGCGAUUCAUUAUCGUCCUUCUAGGUGGUGCAGUUUGUUCCAUUUCUGUCAUCAUUGCUGUUAACAGCUUUCUCAAUGCUGUAGCGUCAUGGUCAAGUUAGAGGCUGGGAUCUGACCGUUAAAGCUUUAACCAUGCAUGUUAAUAUGCUGGAUUCACUGUAUCUGUAGAUCUGCGGAUAAGAUGGUUUCCGAAAGACUGUCUAACAUGAUAAGGCGAGGCUCAGUCUCGCUUCACAUGCAGAAGUCAGCGUGGUUUUUUGUAUCUGUACAAUAAACAGAAGUAACAGUACCAGAAAAAAUGCAAUUAGAUAAGGCUAUGGCUGUUCACUUCGAGAUUAUUGUAAAAACCGCCAAAUAACAUUUAUCUAGUGCAUUGUAGAAUCAUGGUAAUUUUUCUAUUGUAUUUAUUAGCCGACCAAGAUUGUAUAUGCCAUACUGGUCAUCAUCCGGUUCUGUUUCAGUAUUGUUGAAAGUAUUGUGGCAGAAGUGCAAUACUGAUUAGAGGUGGCUGGUGUUGUAGCUGUGGGGUUAGAGAACGGGAAAAAAGUAUCGAUGAAAGAACAAUUUAUGUCGGUUAAUGUUAUAAUAAAAUGACGAAUGCCCACUUUUUGAAAGAGCGACGUGUUAAAUUUUCUCUGUUUGCUUAAGUAUCUCAAUAGUUCAACUGAAAGAUGUCUCCAGUGGUGGAGAGCAGGAGCAAAUUGUUUAUGGGUUCUCCAUCCUGUGUUUUAUUUUUUUCUUAAUCUAGCUAGAGGAAUCUCCCUUCAACCUUUUCUGAGAAAUGAAAGAGCAUCAAUCCACUGUAAGAAAGUAGAAUAUACUUCCACUGAAGGAUACGAGUCAGAUUCCCAUCCCCAAUUUUUUAUGGGAUUUAUUUAUUUAAUCUCCUUAUGAGGCCUUUUGGACAGAUACAUAAUAUAGACAUUAGCAAUGUCAUUCAACUAAUAUACGAUAUAAUCAGUUGCACGAGUCAGUAGGAAAUAAGAUACUAGUUUGCCACCAACUUGGUAAUUGACUUGUAAAGCAAAGAAAAUCACAAAAAUAAGUGGAGGUUUUAAUCUAGGAGAACCAACCUGCACCUGUUUUGGACGAUGCAUAUUUAAGCAAAAUACUACGGGGUUAUAAUCAUGAAUAUUGGUUUCUUCACUCCUCUCCUGCUGUUCCCAACCAUGUGUUUCAAAGACUCCAAUCGAGAAUAGCCUCCAGCUCUAGGUAACUUUGAAUGUAACUUUUUUGUUCUGCUGUUCUAACAGCCAUGGAGAAAAUUUGGCUUAGAUUCUUGGUUAUUUGCUCUUAAAACAUGAUUGGUAUGUUAUGGCCCCUCGUCCUAAGAACUGUAGUCAGUGGUUGUUCUGCAUGUAAGUCCCUAUUAUUUCAAAUGAAUGGUGAUGAAAGCUCUUUCUUGUUCUAUGUCCGUUACAUUCAAUUCAAGGUUGCUCUUUUGAUUUGCUUUCUUCUUUUACUGUUUUCAUCUGUUUUCAUUUCUGAAGUUUCUGUACACAAUGUUUUCUUUUCUAUUGAGUGAUUCAGUAAUUCUGAUUCAAGCUGUUGGUGUUUCCCAGGAUCAAGGAAUUCAAUGAAUGGGCUCAGUGCCUUAUACUUGAUUUGAUAUCUAACUAUAUUCCAUCAGAUAAUGAUGAAAUAUUUGACAUUAUGAACCUUCUUGAGGAUAGGCUUCAGCACGCGAAUGGUGCUGUUGUCUUGGGCACAAUCAAGGUGUUUCUGCAUCUAACAUUGUCUAUGGCAGAUGUUCAUCAGCAGGUGCAUUCUGAGAUUACUUUUUCUUUUUACGUUCAUACUCGAUAUGCUUUUCAUAGCUUAAUUAUAUAUGAGGAAAUAACAUAGGAAAUUGUUUUUUGUUGAUGAGCGUCUGGUGUACGAUUGCUCGCUUUACUAUUUAUGAUCUUUUUUUAUUUAGGUGUAUGAACGCAUCAAAGCCCCUUUACUCACGUUAAUGAGCUCUGGGAGUCCAGAACAGUCAUAUGCUGUGUUGAGCCACCUUCAUCUUUUAGUUAUGCGUGCCCCGGUGCUGUUUUCAUCAGAUUACAAGCAUUUCUACUGCCAGUACAGUGAACCAUCCUAUGUGAAGAAACUAAAACUUGAAAUGUUGACUGCCAUUGCCAAUGAGAGCAAUACAUAUGAGAUUGGUAAGAUUUCUUUCACUUUAAACUGUUCAUUGCUCUGUUGGUAAUAUCUGCAUUCAUUGUUUGUUCUCUGGUCUACUGCUCAAAUUUUCAUCAGGGGCUAAUGCGAUUUGACUGCCCCUUUGUUGUCAACUUGAGGUUUUUUGUUCCAAGUAUGUUCUUCUUGAAUCCUUGUAACCUUUCUCACUCUAUUUCAGUGACUGAACUGUGUGAAUAUGCUGCAAAUGUCGAUGUAUCCAUUGCCAGAGAAGCCAUUCGAGCUGUUGGAAAAAUAGCACUGCAGCAGUAUGAUGUCAAUGCCAUUGUUGACCGGCUUCUGCAAUUUCUGGAAAUGGAAAAAGACUAUGUGACUGCAGAAACUCUGGUCUGUAGUUUUUAUGAUAACUGAAGUUAUGAAUUUCAUUUACCAGUGUGACCACCUGCUUCAAAGCCCAUGCCCUAAGUGUUUCUUCUUUUGCCUUUCUUUCCGACCUUUUUGCCUGCAGGUACUGGUGAAAGAUCUUCUCAGGAAAUACCCUCAGUGGAGUCACGAUUGUAUUGCAGUAGUUGGGAAUAUCAGUAGCAAGAAUGUUCAAGAACCUAAAGCAAAAUCAGCUCUUAUAUGGAUGUUGGGCGAAUACUCUCAAGAUAUGCCAGAAGCACCUUACAUAUUGGAGAAUCUCAUAGACAACUGGGAUGAUGAACAUUCUUCAGAGGUAACAAUGCUCUUUUGAUUGAUUGUACAGCAGUCCAGUCGUAAAGCGGCGCACCUAGUAUUCUAUGGAGUCCUUUAUUCAACACUCUCCAUCGUGUUGAUCUAGGAAUUAUUUUCUUUUCUAUGGGACGAUUGUCAAUUGACAAAUGAAUAAAAACGCAUUAAUAUUUUGCGAUCUCACCUCAUUUUUUCAAUAUAUAGGAUACAUGCUUAAUUGUGGGGACGACAAUAAUUUUGCCAAUUGUCAGCUGAUGUAUUGAUUCUAUUUUUAUACUUGUCCCACCCCACCUUUCUUUUUCCUCUGAUAGGUGAAGCUCCAUAGGAAUACCACUGAUUUUAACGUCUAAGACUUGGUGUCUUCCUCUUUUAUUCAUGAUUUGUUUGUUAAAAUGAUAUUGAUUAUCAUGGCUUAAUGGCAAUGAUCCUACCCCUGUACGUCAGAGAUUCCUACUUAAAGCAUACAUCCAUCCAAAUUUUUGGGACCAGUUUAUGAAGCUAUUGUGAAUAAUUUGCCCAGAGUGAAUUUGGUGAUCAAUUUGUUUCUGCUCUCGACAAAUCUAAAGAGUUGCGUUUCCGCACCAAAGACAACAUUUAUGCCUUUUUUGAUGUGGGCAUUGUCCCAUGUAUUUAUUGAUCUUCCUCUCUACUUUCACCGUUCAGGGACUAUGUUUCUUAUUUGGUCUUGUAUUGUUUCUUAUUUAUUUUAUCUGUACUGUACGAGUUAUUUUCUUCACCUUGCUCUUAAAUCCUCUCUCUCUCUCUCUCUCUCUCUCUCUCGCUUGCUUGCUUGGUAGCUCUCCAAGGGAAGAAGGGGAAGAAUGCUCCUUUUUCUGUUUCUCACGUUUAACUCAUUCAUCCUAGGAAUUAUCUGAUUCCGAUUGCAUUAUAUGCUUCCUGUCAAGUUCGCCUUCUUACGUAUCUAAGACCAGUGCAUAUUUAAUAAAAUGCCACGCUGACUCACUUGCAUGGUGUUAAUUAGAAACUAGAGGAUUAUAAAGAAUUAAAGAUAGUCAAAGAGGCCAAGUUCGUCAGAGGUAGGCAACGAGGGAAGGGGAUGUCAACAUCAUCGACAAAAUAGGAAGAGAAAUAUGUAAAAUCUCUUCUUCAAUAAAUUUGUGGUUUGACUUUUCAAGAAAAUACUUCAAGUCUAGUAUUAAAUUGUGAAAACAACCUAUACCUUUUUACCGAGGCUGAUUAACCUUUUGUAUCCAUAUAGUUUUACCCAAAAAGUCAUCCUAUUAGUAUAAGGUGAACCAAGUCAGUUCCAAGAGGACACAAAAAGAAAUGAUACUUCUGGUGAUUUCAACCUACAAUUACUGUAGCUCCACUACGCCAUUUUCAAUGCCUUAUACGAGCUAUUUACAGCUUUGAUUUUAUUAAUUCAAUGCCAGAGGUUUGGGACAUCCGCUAUCUUAUGGCGUGGAAGUUUUGUUCCUUCGACAUGCUGACUUAACUCGUUCAAGUUUCUUUUGAUUUUCAUCAGUUAAUUUAUAUCUUUGCUCAUAAAAAUUGUAAACCCUAAUUCCAUUUUGCGAAGGUUCGAUUGCAUCUGCUCACUGCGGUGAUGAAAUGCUUCUUUAAAAGACCUCCUGAAACGCAAAACGCCUUGGGGGCUGCUUUGGCGGCUGGUUUGGCUGACUUCCGCCAGGCAAGUCAGAAUUCAAAUUGUGUUUUAGAAGGAAAUGAAAGAUACCAAGUUGAAUAUUCCAGGAUUCCUGCUGUUCUUUGAUUUCUGUAUAUAUUAAAUGUGGAAUUACAUUGCAGGAUGUUCAUGAUAGAGCCUUAUUCUACUACAGGCUGUUGCAAUAUGACGAAUCUACAGCAGAACGAGUUGUGAACCCUCCUAAACAAGCUGUUUCAGUAUUUGCCGAUACUCAGAGCAGCGAGCUAAAAGAUCGCAUAUUUGAUGAGUUCAACAGUCUCUCGGUCAUAUACCAAAAGGUGAGCCUGUUCCUUCGUUUUGAAACUAUCUUAUUAGGUUAAGUAAUGAAAAAAAGAUGAGGCGGCUUUGCACUGAAACAAAUCAAUUCACUGUCAUUGUCUUUCCUUGCUUGCUUUCUGUUAAUUUUUUUGAAGGAAAUGAAUUCCUGGAAGAUUUCUUACAAGUGUUCUAUUCAACCUCUAUUUCUUCUCUCCUAAUGCCCUCUAUGAAAUAUAAUUUACUUAAAGAAAGAUUGAAGUAAUUCAGCCGAGAAGAUUAUUUUGAAUGGGGAGCAAUUUUACUGAUAACCAUACAUUGUUUUGCCAAAGUGUAUAUCAUUUCUGGUUAAUCGGGUGAGGCUUUUUAUACUUUUGGGAGAGACCAGAACGAAUUCAUAGAACGAGAAAAAAAAGUUAUCUUUGGACGAACAAUAUGUAAUAUCUUGUCACUUAUGCAAGACAUAAUAUUUUCCAUACAAUGCAGAACCGAAAGUCGCCAAUAUGGUUUAGAUCUGACCUAAUCGUUGAGCUUAUAUCAUUCUAGACGUGUGUUUUUUUGCAUUUUGAUCCUAGAAUCAUUAGAACUGGUAAGAACGACAUGGAAUUGGUGGGACCUGGUCAAAACCAUUGUUUGCAUGCCUGCCAAUUCAUGUUCAUAACUGGUGGAACUUGAAAGUUGAUUGCCAUUGUCAACGUCCUAUAGCACUUCCUGAUCUGGGUUUCCUCCCUUCUUGUCGUUGCUUUCAUAAAGUGAUAUUAUCUCUUCCUCUUCAACGAGCUUCACUGCUGGUCACGCUGUUCCUAACCGAAAAAUCGAAAAAAUUCCAGCCCUCGUACAUGUUCACAGGGAAAGAACAUCGCGGUCUGACUGAUAUCUCAGAAGAACUCGGGAACCUAUCUGUGGAGGCGCAGCCCGCGGCCGAGGCUCUGCCCGCUCAGAUAUACGAAGCAAAUGACGUCGAUCUGCUGCUAAGCACGUCCGAGAAAGAAGAAGUUCGAGGACCGGUCAACAACAGCUCGGCGUACAGGGCUCCCGAUUAUGACAGCACCACUGCAGCUCUGGUCAGCUCACAGGUGCCGCUUGAAGCCGAUCUUUCGAUCCCAGGUCUCCCUGCAUACAACCCCCAAGUCAGCUCCGCCAUCGAUGAUCUACUUGGCCUGGGUUUGUCUGUUGCCCCCACGCCGGCACCGCCGCCGCUUGCGCUCAAUCCGAAGGCUGCUCUUGACCCUGGCUCCUUCCAGAGGAAAUGGAGCCAGCUUGCGAUAUCAUCAUCACAGGUUCGAUUCAGGGUGUCUUCUUGUUAAUCUUUUCAUUGUUCAUAUGUAGAUUCAUUGGUAUUAAAAAAUAAUAAUCUUGGGCGAUUUCUUUUUCGAUCUAAAUCAUUUUCUCUUCGUGGUUCAUCCAUCGUGCAGGAGUUUUGUAUAGAACCCCGCGCAGUGGUGGCCCUGGCGACGCCCCAGACGCUGCUCCGGCACAUGCAGGGGCACCACAUCCAGUGCAUAGCCUCGGGCGGUCAACCUCCGAGCUUCAAGUUCUUCUUCUAUGCUCAGAGGGCGGGUCAACCCCCGUCCUUCUUCCUGGUGGAGUGCCUGGUCAACUCCUCGUCGGCGAGGGUACAGGUGAAGAUCAAGGCCGACGACGGCGCCGCCGCCGGAGACUUCUCUGCCUUGUUCCAAGCGGCCCUGUCUAAAUUUGGGGAGUGA
Molecule: messenger RNA, 7805 nt
Organism: Spirodela intermedia
Lineage: Eukaryota; Viridiplantae; Streptophyta; Magnoliopsida; Alismatales; Araceae
Source: the annotation of a GenBank genome assembly